ACGUGAGUAACACAAACAAAUUAUUACUACUAGUAGUAGUAUGAUGCUAGAAUCUGAAAUUCCGUGUUCAUUGAAGAUGGUGGUUGAGUUUUCUUAUGGCUUCUAGAAGUAGAAUGUAAGAAAAUCAAAAUGAUAAAAGAUGGCUGGAAUUAAUUCAAAGAAGGAUUUAUACCAUACGGACAAUGAAGAAGCUACCAGAAGCUCUGAAGUGGAUGACGAUAAACAUUUUUCUCAGAGUGAAAUGGAAAUCACUGAUAAAGGGAUGAAUAAAGAUUCAGGUGUAACUGGUGAAGAAGUGACUAUAGGUGAUACAGAAGUGGACAGAGUAGUCACUUCAGAUGAGGAUGUUGAUGCAUCAAAAGUAGAAGUACCGAUACUUCAAGAAUUCUCUCCCUUGACACAUUUACUUGGCACUAUUCCUCUUCAAGCUCAGAGGGGACUGUUUACAAUGGAUAUUAAGUUAACUUGUGUUGAUGCCAUAGAUGAGUUUGUGGUUCUUGGUUCAUCUAUCGGAGUGGUGUUUAUGUAUCACAGAAGGAGAUGUGAAACACGUAAGCUUCGAUGUGAGUUACAGGGAAACAUCAUUCCUGUCACUUGUGUUAAAAUCAUUGCCUCGGUUGAUUACAUGGUUGCUGCUGGAACGAAGGAGGGUUUAGUUUUUGCUUUUCAAUUACCUAGAGAAAAUAAUGAAAAUAAGGUGAGUGUUAUUUGAAUCAGUAAAUCUUUGGUUUAGUUUCUUUUUGUUGCAGC
This is a messenger RNA of Limulus polyphemus (Atlantic horseshoe crab), 750 nucleotides long. Its product is annotated as WD repeat-containing protein CG11141-like. The record is from RefSeq and is a predicted model, not a curated record. The coding region runs from base 140 to 712 and encodes 190 amino acids. Lineage: Eukaryota; Metazoa; Arthropoda; Merostomata; Xiphosura; Limulidae. The transcript has 4 exons.